Pocillopora meandrina is the source of this 3812-nucleotide messenger RNA. The record is from the annotation of a GenBank genome assembly. Lineage: Eukaryota; Metazoa; Cnidaria; Anthozoa; Scleractinia; Pocilloporidae.
CUGGCAUUGGGAGUCCUCGCGCAUUCGGCAAGAACUAUUUCGAACUAAGCAUAACUGGCUGGUAUGGUGCUUGUUAAGUGGUGAGACAUGCUCCAAUGCCCUUCUUUACAUAGGUUUUUUUUUCACAAUCCACCGGCAAUUUUGGCUAUGUUGAUGGCGGCAAAAUCUUCCUUUAUUCCGCGUUGUGGCGAACCCCACGACUUGGUGCGACAACCACGAGCUUUCUCUAAGCAGAAGGAUAACUCACGUUUGAUUUGCUAUUGUUCAAAAAGGCCAGCGGGAUUGGGUCUCCUGAUUGAAAGAAGAUCUUGGAUUAGAAGCCAGUCAUCGAUCAAAAUUCCUACUCGGCUCGAAAUGGUUGUCUAUUGACGUGAAACACUGAAAAUUAUUACCUCUGAAACUUGAUAGCCCAGUUGUGCGGUUUCGUGGAAUUAGACUGCUUUACAUUACAAGCCUCGACAGCUCGCGGUGAUUUACAUAUGUAGCAUAGAACAGGUUGCAAAAAAAAAAAUAUAUUUUAAUCUUCUUCUUCUCUCGGCAGUCUCACAGGAUGACAAGUAUUUACGACAACACCGUUUGCGAAGUAAAAAGACAGAUGCCUAUACCUGUUCACCCAUUCCCAAGAAGUUCCAGACGAGGAAAUUACCGGAUGAGGACCAAAGCACAUCCCUUUCGCCACACGGAUUGGGAAGAGCUGCUCAAGAGAGAGUGGAAUAAAAGGACACCACCCCUCUCGCCGUUGGAAUGGAGGGAGAAGCACGCUAGAAAUACAAACGCUGAGGAUUGCUGCGAAUUUCUCAUGGGAAGGAGAUGUGGCAGGAGGCGAAGGCUACUUUUCCGCAGUGGCUAUUAUUUAACGAUUCAACCGGAUGGUAGUGUCAAAGGAACAAAGCAGAAAGAUUGCCCUUAUGGUAAGUUUACAUUUUGUAGCUUUGUUUACUCCAUAAAAAAAAAAAGUACGUGAUCGAUUGUUGAGGGAAGCCUUGAAUUGGACUAUUCUCUGUAAUGAAGACUGACGUUUGGACAACCUGAGCGGAUGUCAACAUUAGAUGGAUUGCAUUUGACGAAAGCUGCUUAGGUUCUGCAGCCAACAACAACACCACAGAUUGGAACACUCAACAAUUUUUUCAUUCGAAUGUAAUUAAAUUUGACUGACAAAAAGCGUUCUUGGUGAGGGAAUUACUACUGAGGGGGGGGGGGGUGGAGGAUUUUGAGGGAGGAUCACGCGGUUUUGGAGGGGAAUAUAGGAGGGGAUCAGUCGUCGCCAACUGAGCAGUGAGAGGGCUGCUAUAGAAAAUUUACUUCCUAUAAACUGCCAAUGAAGAGAGAUCAUGGAAAUAUUACAAAGCCUUAUGGGGGGAUCAGUUGAAUGUUAUCGUGACACCCCUCCGUACAUGCCCUUUGACGAAUUGUAGCGGUUUAAGUGUAUUGAACAACCCUCCGUGACACAGCCAAUAUCCCCCUCCUCCCGACCCCAGGCGAUUUAAAUAUUGAAUGGUUGCUAAGAUAGUCGAAAUAUAUGGCUAUCACUGACACCGACAGUAAGCUUUCUAGGACUACCCUCAAUGUACACAUUUUGCUGCAUGAUCGACUGCUGUACUCGGAUGCAAACCAUUUUAAAACUGUCAGUACUUUAAAAUGCUCAUAAUGGUUUAUAUCAAUGUAUCUCUUAAGCAUUGCUAUCACAGCUGUUGACAAGUAACUUUUGGGACAUAUUAGUAAGGCUUAUUUUAAGCCGGAAACGCAGUCAGACUACCGCGAUGUCAAAAUUCGUCUGCAUCAGACCAAGGUCACUUACCUAACCAGAUGAUUUUUCUCGACCAGGCAUUAUUUAUCAGUUGGGGAGAGCUAGGGAAGGAGGGAUUUGGUUGUGUCUUGAUGACAUUGACCUGAUUACCCAUAAGCCUCUGCGAUAUUCUUUUGACCCUCCCGCUUUGGCAGUUAGUUGGCAGUCAGUUUCUUUAGUCUUCUCUUCAGACUCUGUUGACGACGACUAAUCCUCCCUCCGUUCCCCUUUAGAACCAAUAUGAUUCUCCCUCCUAUUCUCUGACCAUAUCCUCUCCCAUCGACGAUAAAUAAUGAAUGGUCCCUUAAUUACAACUUUUCUUGUGCUUGUGACCUGAUUCGUUCUUAGUCGCUGUCUCGGUCUUUAGAAGAGCGAGGAUCCUAACUUACAUUUAACUCGCCUGCUCAUCUUUAAACUCGCGGCUCUUGGACUUCAUUAUCAAAUCUAAUAUUUUCCAUAGCAUGUACAAUCCAAUCAGCUACAGAGGUCAAUUCCAUGUUAUGUUACCUUUUCUCUAAGUUAAUUGAGAUAAAUUAGAUGACAGAGUUCCUAACUAACGUGUUUUCUUCCAUUUGACAGCAAUCGUAGAAAUAUGCUCUGUGGGAGCCGGCUUAGUGAAAAUCGCAGGAGUAGAAACCGAGUUCUUUCUUACAAUCGAUGAUUCUGGAACUCUUCGCGCCACGGUGAGUCUAGAUAUAAAACGUAGAUCUCUUAUGAAAAUAACUUAGAACAUUAGAAAACCCAUACACUUCUUGCAAAGAGUAAAGAACGUGGCUCCCGGUGUUGUGGUCUGGCCUCCUUGUUGUUUAUCCAGGCCCCCAUGUGAACCAGCUUUGAAGCUGAACUGGGCCAAUCUGUUUAUAUAUCGCUAAUAAAUGAAUAAAUAGGUGAAUAAAUACAAAUAAACCAUUUUAAUUUCAUCAUUAUCUAUAUUCUAACAGGACGCAGACAGUGAGGAGUGCGUUUUUGAGGAAGUGAUGGUGAAGGAUUUCUAUAGCGCUUACAAAUCAUAUGCAUAUUCGAACGAACAUUGGACAGUAGCAAUCAGCGAUAAGGAUGGAAGAGCGUAUUCUGCUCGUUGUCAAGGACUUCUUGAUUCAGAUCUCGAGGCGCAUUCAUUACCUGAGAUGAUGCCUGAUAGCGACGCAUCUUCGGACGAGGAGUCCACAUCAGAAACCCGAACAUCACCCGAGGUUGACUCGGAUACAUCAGGCUUUGUAGGACUGGAUGCAUCGCGCUUUCUAGAGCAGCAAACUUCGCGUCUCUUUGAUCUUCUCAAUUUUGAUCUAGAAGCGUGUUUAAUGGCUGAGAUACAAGAAGACGCGGGUCAUGCUGUUGUGUUUCCCGAUAAUAAUACUGACAUUGGACCAUCUCUGUCCGAGAUUCUACGCGAGUUAGGAACCAAUUUGUAGAGCGCACAAAUAGCUUGCCUUGGAGCGUGCCCAUGACAGGGGACCCUGGUCACAAACGAUUUUGUCUUUUUACGAGGCCAGCUGAUAUUUUUGGGGGCUGGAGGGGGGUUAGAUUUUAAAGCGCGCUUCAGAGAAGAGCAAUAAUCUUACUGACCACUGAACUGGUGACUUUUGACUGUCAUAACUCACCAGCAGAUACGUAAGGAUAGGAAAGCUCAAGCAUCCUUUCUAAUCUAUAUAAGGGACUGGUCAUUAUUCGUCGCGAGGAAGAGGGGGGGCGGGGGUUAGGGGAGUUUGGUUGUGUUGUAAUAAAAAUUUACAUGAUCCUCUCCAAGGCAAGAUUCCACCAGAAUUCUCCGACCUUCUGUCUCCCCAGGCGACAUUAUGACUGGUUCCUAAUGACAUGCAUCCGUGUUCAAUUUUUAUUGCUCGUGCACCUGAUUUUUAAGCUACAUGCAAAAAUUGGUGUAAUAGAGUUAUUUUAGAGUUUUUUAGAACUUUCUUUCUCUUGUGAUGAAACUACGCUGUAAACAUGCCAAAGAUUUAAAUUUCGUGUUGUGCUGAAAUCUGUUUUUGUAUUUAGCAAAGAAAGUUUCUUUCUUUGUUGUGUAACU